CGUGUGCGGCCCCAACGCCGUCUGCACCGACGGCACCUGCACGUGUCUUCUGGGAUUCAAGGGCGAUCCUACCAAUCUCAGCGAAGGAUGCCAACCUGCAGGAUGCCAAAACGAUCUCUUCUGCGCUGAUAAUGAGAUCUGCUUCUCCAGCGGUGGACGCCGUACUUGCGUCGAUGCUUGCAACAAGGUUGAGUGCGGCCCCAACGCCUUCUGUGUUGCACAGGCCCAUCGAUCAGCCUGCCUGUGCAAGGACAGCUAUAAGGGCAACCCUAACGACCUCACCGCAGGCUGCCAGCCCGAGGACCGCGAGAGCAAGUGCACCACCGACAAAGACUGCAGCCCCGGCCAGGUGUGCCAGGUGGACGCCCAGGGCCUCAAGGCCUGCGUCGACCCCUGCUUCUCCUACACCUGCGGUCAGAAUGAGAUUUGCUACAGCCAGGCUGGACGCCCACUCUGCCGCUGCGAGGAGGGCUACCUGCGUAACCCCUCACACCAAACAGUGCCAGAAGCCUAAUGUCCCUGACUGCCAAGAUGACCGCCAGUGCCCACUCUCAGAUGCUUGUCGGCCCGACCAGCUGGGCGUCCUCAAGUGCGUGGGCGUCUGCCAGGAUUUCAACUGCCCCCUCCACUCCUCCUGCUUCGCCGUCAACCACCGUGGUCAGUGCCAGUGUGAUCGAGGCUUCACAGGCAACCCCAACGACCGCAGCGGGUGCCGUCCAGUGCCCCGUGACGAGUGCCAGUCCGACGCUCAGUGCUUGGAGACUGAGAAAUGUGAGACACGAGGCAAUGUUCGCAAGUGUAUGUCUGUGUGCGACACCACUCGCUGUGGACCCAAUGCUGUUUGUGUUGCCAAUAACCAUGCUGCACAGUGCCAGUGCCCACCAGGUUUGUUUGCAGGCGACCCUAAUGACCCUGUCAAGGGUUGCUCCUCUGUCGGCUGCAUCAUCAACGAAGACUGCCCCACAGACAAGGCUUGCAACAGACUGGACUUCACUUGCUUCGAUGUCUGCUACGAUGCUUGCGGCGACAAUGCCAUCUGUCUUGCUGAGAACCAUCGAUACAACUGCAAGUGUCCUCCGGGCUCGAGGCCAAACCCGUCUGCCGAGAUCGAGUGUGUGGCCGUGAACCUGUGCGACCCUAAUCCAUGCCACGCCUCUGCCACCUGCUCGCCCGUUGGAGGGAACUACCAGUGCUCCUGUCCCGUCGGAAUGGUCGGCGAUCCAUACACAACCGGUUGCCACCCCGAGGGUAUGUGUCCCAACGGAAAUGAUGACUGCCAACUGGAUAGCGUGUGCAUCAAUGGCCGCUGUGCCUCUCCCUGUGACCGAGCUUGUGGACCCAACGCCCAGUGCAACGUCGUCAACAGGAAGCCCAUUUGCACCUGCCCGACAGGAUUCGUCCCCAAUCCGACCCCAGACAAGGGCUGCACCCGCCUGACAUCAUCGUGCAACAACGAUGCACAGUGCCAAGGAGGCGUGUGCCUGGAUGGACAGUGCAAGGUGGUGUGCCGAGACAACAGUGAAUGUGCCCAGGGAGAAAGGUGCUACAACAACAUGUGCAUGGUGCCCUGCGUCUCAUCUUCACAGUGCCCCACCAACCAGGCAUGUAUUUCUGGCGUGUGUCUUCUUGGCUGCCGCGGAAACACCGACUGUCCUACAGCAAAUGCCUGCGUUAAUAACAAGUGUGAUGACCCAUGCUCUAGACCGAAUGUGUGUGGGCCUAACGCUCAGUGCAGUGUGCUAAACCACUUGGCACAGUGCCAGUGUCCUUCAGGAUUUAUUCCAACACCAACACCACAGCAAGGAUGCGUCCGUGUGCCUGUCACUUGUGCCACCAUCAGUGAAUGUGGUCCGAGCACUGUGUGUGAUUUCGGCCUGUGCAAGCCUGUUUGCCAACAGAGCAAGGAGUGUGCGCAGGGUGAGAGCUGCACCUCGGAAAUGUGCCACAAGGUUUGCUUUGGUGAUGGCAACUGCCUGCAGGGUGAGGUGUGCAUUGAGGGCGCGUGCGUGGGCGGCUGCAGAGGCAACAGCGAUUGUCGGGUCAACGAGGUGUGCCUUUCUAAGAAGUGCAUGUGUGCCAAGGGAUACCUGCCAGGCCCCAGUGGCUGUGUCGACGUCGACGAAUGCCAGGACAGGCCAUGCCACCCGAGUGCCUCCUGUGUCAAUGUUCCAGGCUCAUACAAAUGCACAUGUCCCGCCAGCACUGUGGGCGACCCUUACCAGGCGCCUGGAUGCACCAAGCCCAACGAAUGCACCAAUGACGCCCAGUGCAAUGGAGACCAAGCUUGUGAGAGGAACGGCGAAGGUAUCUUCAAGUGUGUGGCGCCCUGCGCAUCGGCUGUGUGCGGCUCCAACGCCCGCUGCAAGGUGGUCAACCGCAAGCCAGUGUGCGAGUGCGAGGCCGGCCACUUCGGCGACCCCAAUGACCUCUCCAUCGGCUGUGUCAAGGGAGACUGUAUCGUCAACGAUGACUGUGCUUCAAACAAACUGUGUGAUCUCCUCAGCUAUAAGUGUAUCAACCCAUGUGACAGUGUGAACUGUGGCUUUGGACGAUGCCAGGCGGUCGACCACGCUGCCGUGUGCUACUGCGAGCGAGGCUUCCAAACAGACUCUUCCGGAGGCUGUGUGGAUGUGGACGAAUGCCGUGACACCCCGUGCCACCGCACUGGCCUGUGCCGCAACGCCCUGGGCAGUUACUCGUGCGUGUGUCCGGAGGGCCAGGUGGGCGACCCCGUGGUAACGGGCUGCCGCAACCCCGGGGACUGCCUCGACGACAGCGAGUGCCCAGAUGCCGCCGCCUGCUUCCAGGCCAAGUGCCGCAACCCGUGCGAGAUCCCGGGUGCCUGCGGCGUCGGCGCGCAGUGCCAGACGGUCAACCACAAGGCCGUCUGCUCUUGCCCUCCCCGCACUACCGGCGACCCCUUGACCAGCUGUGUCGCCCUCGAGUGCCUCGGCCACAACGAGUGCCCGGCUGACAAGUCAUGCGUGAACAACAAGUGCGUGAACCCAUGUUCCAUCCCCGGCGUGUGCGGCAAGAAUUCCGAGUGCGUUGCGCGCUCUCACCUGCACCAGUGCUUCUGCAAGCCAGGCUUCACUGGCGAUGCCACUCUCGGCUGCACGGACAUCACCUACUGCCAGGUGGAGACGGACUGCCCCUCGGGCGAGCAGUGCAAUGGCGGCGUCUGCCUGCCCCGUUGUACCAGCAACCGUGAGUGCCUCAGCGACCAGGUGUGCAUCGAGGGCGCCUGCGUGCCCAAGUGCAGGUCCAACAACGACUGCCCUGACUUGCAGGUGUGCCAGAACAACAUCUGCGUACCAGAAGUCAAGUGCCGCCAGAACACCGACUGCAGUGCUGACGAGCAGUGCCGCACGAACCUCGUGGGCCAAGCGGAAUGCCGAGAGGUGUGCGACGGACUCACGCUCUGCGGACGCAACGCCGAGUGCGUGGCAAUCAACCACCAGGCCGUGUGCCAGUGCCCGCAGGGCUACUUCGGCGACGCCACGGACGAGCGCCAGGGCUGCCAGAAGAUCGAGUGCGAGGUGGACGAGCAGUGCGCGCAGAACCAGCGCUGCGACAACUACAUGUGCAAGAUUGCCUGCCGUGUGAACAACCAGUGCGGUGAGAACGCCCUCUGUCUCUCCGAGGGCCACAAGGCGGUCUGCUUCUGCCGCGACGGGUUCCAGGGUGACCCCCUCAGGGGAUGCCAGCCCAUCGACUUCUGCAGGAGCAGCCCGUGCGGCGCAGGAGCCAAGUGCCAUAACGUUCCCGGCAGCUACAAGUGCCUUUGCCCGCCCGGCACCGUGGGCGACGCUUACUCUGACGGCUGCAAGCCUCCCGUCAUCUGCCUGGUGAACAGCGACUGCCCCGACUCCGCCUUUUGUGGCGAGGAGGACAACGUGCCCAAGUGCAAGGACGUGUGCGAACGCGCGGAGUGCGGCCCGAACGCCGAGUGCGGCGCCGUCAACCACCGCGCCGUGUGCACUUGCAAGACCAGCUACGUGGGCGACCCGAACGACCGCGUCACCGGCUGCCGCCCCUACCAGGCCACCUGCAGCCGCAACACCGACUGCCCGCCGCAGACCAUCUGCGACGGAGGCCGCUGUAGACCGCCGUGCCAGAGUGACCAGGAGUGCGGCCUGACGGAGGCGUGCGUGCGGGGCCAGUGCAGCGACCUGUGCGACGAGGACGACGCGUGUGGCCUGAACUCCGACUGCACGAUGGUUAACCACCGGCGCCAGUGCUCGUGCCCGCCUGGAUUCACGGGCAACGCCGAGACCGAGUGCUACAGGGUGCCCACCACCUGCCAGAAGAAUAACGACUGCCCCGCCGGGUUCCUGUGCAAGGCUGGCGUGUGCGCCCCCGCCUGCUCCGGCGACAGUGAGUGCGCGCUCAACGAGAAGUGCGUCGGCGGAUCCUGCAUACUGACCUGCCGCCUGGACAACGACUGCUUCCUGGGCCACAUCUGCCUGAACAACCUGUGCAUGAUCGGCUGCCGCGCCAACGAGGACUGCAUGGCGAGCGAGGCGUGCCUGAACAACCGCUGCACGGACCCCUGCGGCUCGUCGGCCGUGUGCGGCGCCAACGCGCUCUGCUCCGUCGUGAACCACCGCGCGCAGUGCUCGUGCCCCGACGGCUUCAUCCCCAACCCGACGCCCAACGUGGCCUGCGUCCGCAAGCCCAGCACCUGCGCCAUCAACUCCGACUGCGCCUCAGGGUUCGUGUGCACGGCGGGCAGCUGCCUGGCCAUCUGCUCGUCCGACGCCAGCUGCCUGGACAACGAGCGCUGCGUCAACACGGUGUGCCGCCCCACGUGCCGCCGCGAUGACGACUGCAGCUCGGGCGACCUCUGCAGUAACCUCAUCUGCGUCGCCGGCUGCCGCGCCGACACACAGUGCCCGUCCACGCAGGCGUGUGUCAACAACAAGUGCAUCGACCCGUGCGCGUCGCCCACCGCCUGCGGAGGCAACGCGCGCUGCGCCGUCGAGGCCCACCGAGUCAAGUGCGCGUGCCCGGACAACCUGGUCGGCGACCCCUACGUCAACUGCCGGCUUCCGGUCACGUCGUGCAGCGCCGACAGCGGCUGUCCGAGCGGCAUGACCUGCUUCUUCGGCACAUGCCGCCCCCUCUGCAAGAACGACCAGGAGUGCUUCAACAACGAGCGCUGCGUGGGCGGCGUCUGCAAGGAGAUCUGCAGCUCCGACAGCCAGUGCGGCACCGGCAACAUCUGCGAGGGGCGCCUGUGCAUCCUCGGCUGCCGCUCCGACUCGUCCUGUCCGGCGGAGCAGUCAUGCAUCAAUCGCCAAUGCCGAGACCCGUGCCAGGGCGCCACCGCCUGCGGCACCUGUGCCCAGUGCCAGGUCGUCAGUCACCGCGCUCAGUGUAGCUGCCCGCCAACCGCCGUGGGCGACCCCUUCAUCGCCUGCACCACGCCCCCGCGCGCCUGCUCCUCCAACACCGACUGCGCCUUCCGCGGGCUCUGCCAGUCCGGCUACUGCACCAAGCAGUGCUCGUCCUCAGAACAGUGCAACUGCGGCGAGACGUGCAGUGACGGCCACUGCCGCGCCCAGUGCGCCGAGGACCAGGAGUGCGCCCAGGGCUUCCUGUGCCGCUCGGGCGUUUGUGUGACUGGGUGCCGCGCCAACAGCGACUGCCCGCUCACGCAGGGCUGCGUCAACAGCGAGUGCCAGGACCCGUGCGACGACGCCUGCGGGGACAACACCUACUGCCGAGUGUCGAACCACCGGCCGCUGUGCUUCUGCAACAGCGGCUACCAGGGCGACCCCGUCAAGGGCUGCGAGGAGUACGAGUGCCUCAAGGACACCGACUGCGACUCUGAGCAGGUGUGCCUCAACCAGGAGUGCAAGAACCCUUGCCUGCAGGAUACGUGCGGCACCAACGCGCGCUGCAGGGUGGUCAGCCACAGCGUGGAGUGCUCGUGCCCGCCCAACUUCUACGGCAACCCGCAGAUCGAGUGCAAGAAGGAGAUCAACGAGUGCCUCAACAACCCGUGCGCCAACAACGCGCAGUGCAUCAACACCGUCGGCAGCUUCAUGUGCGAGUGCAACAACGGCUGCCAGGGAGACCCCUACCGCACCGGCUGCCUGUGCCCGUACGAGCAGGUGGACCCGUGCGCCCUCAUCUCGUGCGGCCAGAACGCCCUGUGCCGCAUCGUCACGCAGACGGAGGCCGAGUGCUACUGCCCCACCAGCCUGCCCAACGGCGACCCCCUCGUCAAGUGCACGGGAGACUGCCGCCAGACCGGGUGCGGAACCGCGGCCUCCUGCCUCAUCGACCGCGACGGAAGCUACGAGUGCCGUUGUCGCCGUGGGUGGAGCGGAAACCCCUACGACAAAUGCGUCCCUGAUACUCAGUGCACGCUUGACACAGACUGCCCGCCCACUCAGGCAUGUAUAAGUGGACAGUGUAAGGACCCCUGCACAGUGCGGGGGGCGUGCGGCGAGCGCGCACUCUGCCAGACCGUGGCACACGCUGCGCAGUGUUCUUGCCCGCAGUGCUAUGUAGGCCGCCCCAAGGUGGCCUGCAGGCCCGACCCCACCUGUGAUGUUAGCCCCAAGGACCCCCCCAUAACCACUGGCUGUCGGGGCGACUCUGAGUGUCCCGACAGUCAGGCUUGCGAUCGAGCCCAGUCUCAGUGCUAUGAUCCCUGCGUCCGCGGAGGGUCGUUGUGUGAAGCCAAUAAGAUGUGUGAAGUCAGGAAGCACGAGCCCACUUGCAUAUGUAAACAUGGCUUUGUCGUAAAUUCAGUGGGCGAGUUUGUCUGUGCGACAGGGCCCAUAGAGUGCCGGGCGAACGACGAGUGCGCGAGCAACCUGGCGUGCGUCAACAACAAGUGUGUGAACCCAUGCUCGGUAGGCCAGCCCUGCCCGCCCUCCAAGCAGUGUGAUGUGCUCAACCAUCAGCCCGUGUGCAUCUGCGUGAAGGACUGCAACCCCUCGGUCACCAUCUGUCUCCGUGACGAGGGAUGCGGCCCCACGGAGGCGUGCGUGUCCUACCAAUGCGUGGACCCCUGCGCCUCGCACGUCUGCCCCGGCGACACGCCAUGCUACGUGGAGGACCACAAGCCACUCUGUAAAUUCUGCCCGCCCGGCUUUACCGUUGACCCUGAGUUUGGAUGCGUUAAAGCAAUCGGCUGCAGAGAUGACUCCGAGUGCCCGACCAACCAGGCAUGCAUCAAUUUGAAGUGCCUCAACCCCUGUGUGGCUCGCAACCCGUGCAGUGCUAAGGAGGAUUGCAAAGUGCAGAACCAGAGGGCCACGUGUGUUGCAGUCGGCUGCCGCAGCAACACGGACUGCCCGAGCAACGAAGCGUGUGUGAACCGAGAGUGCGUCUCCCCGUGCGAAGUCAACGACCCUUGCGUGUUCAGCGAGAGAUGCGAAGUCCGUGAUCACAUCCCCUUCUGCAUCUCAGAAUGUACAUGCCAGUCCAACAAUGACUGCCCCGCACACUUAUCCUGUGACGGUUGCACCUGCAAGCCACAACUCUCGGAAGUGGUGAGUUGCGACCCCCCUUGCCAGAACGACGAGGAAUGCGACGAGGUGGAGCUCAUCUGCAAACCAGCACCUGCCACACCCCGCCCUCCUACACUCACACCUCGGCCUCCCGUGGGCGUCCUCACCCCGCGGCCCCCUCCCGUCACACCGAGCGCUCAGUGCGUGAGAGACUCCGACUGCUCUUUCGCGGAGAGCUGUCGUGGUGGCUCUUGCGUUGAUCCAUGCGUGGUUGGCGCCCCGUGUGGACGCAACGCCGAAUGCGCUGUGACGCUACACCGCCCCAUUUGCUCCUGUCCUGCGGGGUACACGGGUAACCCCCGCCAAGAGUGCCUCAAAGCACCAACCGUCCCUCCCGGAUGCACCUCAGACUUCGAUUGUAUCGAGACCAAAGUUUGCUAUGAUCGGGACUGCAAGGACCCGUGUGGUCUUGCCAAUCCCUGUGCGGCCAAGGCCACUUGCACUACAGUCUCGCAUCGUCCCGUGUGCACCUGCAAUCCGGGUUACUCGGGAAAUCCUUAUGUUUUCUGCGGAGUUGACAAUAUAUCUACGGGAUGCCGUGGCGAUGGUGACUGUCCCUCAACACAAGCUUGUAUUAACAACGACUGUCGGUACCCCUGCGAAGAUGACCCCUGUGGAAUAAAUGCCGAGUGUAUCAACAGUGAGCAUAGUGCCCAAUGCAGGUGCCGCAACGGCUUCCAGGGUGAUCCGCUUAAAGGAUGCACUCCCGCGAGCACCCCGCAGCCGGGAUGCCAGUACAACGAGGACUGCCCAUCAAACAGGGCGUGCGACCGGCUCUCGCGCAGGUGCAUCGACCCCUGCGACGAGGACGCCUGCGCCCCCACGGCCUUCUGCCAGGCCGUCGACCACCAGGCCAGGUGCGAGUGUCCGGCGGGAUACAGCGGCAAUCCUUACAUCGAGUGCGCUAUCCCCGUUGGGUGCCGCGACAACAGCGCUUGCCCGCCCACGCAGGCCUGCAUCAACAACCAGUGCCAGGACCCGUGCCGCUGCGGCCGCAACGCCGUGUGCGAGGUCACGCAGCAUCGUGCCACGUGCCGAUGCCCUCCAGGGUACCAGGGUGACCCCCUCAGGAAUUGCCAAGUGCCCAUCAACCCAUGCGACUCCGACCCGUGCGGCGAUGGCGCCCUCUGCGAGCUAGACAACGGCAACCCCAUCUGCGUGUGUCCGAAAGGCACAACCGGCAACCCCUUCGAGAAGUGCAUUCCUGAAGGCAAGGACUGCGAGCCGAACCCAUGUGGCCCCAACUCGGGCUGCCGCGUGGUCGGCGGCGCCCCCGUCUGCUUCUGCCUGCCGGAGUUCAUCGGCAACCCCCCGAGCGUGGCGUGCAGCCCCCCCUCCAACCCGUGCGACCCCUCCCCGUGCGGCCCCAACACCGAGUGCAACAUCGUCAACGGCUUCCACCGCUGCACGUGUCGCCCCGGCUACGUGGGCAACCCCAACACCAUCCGGGGCUGCGAGCCGCCUGUCAACCCCUGCGUGCCGUCCCCGUGCGGCCAGGGCGCCCUCUGCGACCCCAACAGGAAGCCCUUCUGCUACUGCCGCCCCGGCCUCAUCGGCGACCCCUACACUGGCUGCAGAGUGCCGCCCCCCAGCUGCGGCCCCGGCGUGUGCGGCCAGAAUGCCGAGUGCUACGUGCGUGGCGAUAAGCUGCAGUGCCGCUGUCUCGAUGGCUACAACGGCGACCCGAAGGUGCGGUGCGAGGCGCAGCCUGACAACCCGUGCGAGCCUUCCCCGUGCGGGCCCAACACACUGUGCUCGGUGACGCCCGGCAACCGCCCCAUCUGCGCCUGCUCCCCCGGCUUCUUCGGCGAUGCACUCUCGUUCCAGGGCUGCAAGCCGGAGUGCACCGUUGACAACGAAUGCAGCGACGACCUGGCGUGCAUCAGCACCAAGUGCGUGGACCCGUGUCCGGGCGCCUGCGGCAUCAACUCGCUCUGCGAGGUGAACACCCACCGGCCGGUCUGCUUCUGCCCCGCCGGCUUCAUGGGCAACCCCUACAUCAGGUGCGAGGAGAAGUCGGAGCCCAUCCCGCCCAAGGAGGAACCGGGGCCCCCAGCGCCCUCCAACCCGUGCGUGCCGCCCCCGUGUGGCAUCAACGCCGAAUGCCGCGUGCAAGGCCAGUCGGCGGUGUGCUCAUGCAUCGGCGACUACAUCGGCGACCCGAAGGACAGGUGCCGGCCACAGUGCGUUACCAACGCCGACUGCGCCGAUGACAAGGCCUGCAUCGACCAGAAGUGCCGUGACCCGUGCCCGGGGCUCUGCGGGGUCAACGCCGAAUGCGAGGUCGUCAACCACAACCCCAUCUGCUUCUGCCCCAAGGAGCUCACCGGGGACCCCUUCAGGUUCUGUGUGGAGAAACCGCUGCCCCCGCGCCCGGCCCCGUGCCAGCCAAACCCUUGCGGGCCCAACUCCGAAUGCCGCCCGAGUGCGGACGACAAACCCAUCUGCUCGUGCCAGCCCGGCUUCUUCGGCUCCCCGUGCCGCCCCGAGUGCACCAUCAACCCCGACUGCCCGAUGACCCGCGCCUGCAUCAACUACAAGUGCGUGGACCCGUGCCAGGGCUCCUGCGGCAUCAACGCGCAGUGCUCCGUGGUCGCGCACAACCCCGUGUGCAGAUGUCCCGACGGCCUCACCGGAGAUCCGUUCAGCCGCUGCUUCGAGAAAGUGCCUAUAGUCCCUGGCCUGGAGACGACCCCCCUCCCCCCUGCGGCCCCCUGCACCCCCUCGUGCGGUGCCAACGCCGAGUGCCAAGUGGUGGGAGGGAAGGGCACUUGCGCCUGCCUUUCCGGCUUUUACGGAAGCCCAGAGCUCGGCUGCACGCCCGAAUGCAUCACCAACUCCGACUGCGUGCCGACUCGUGCCUGCAUCAACCAGCGCUGCGUGGACCCGUGCGCUGGCUCGUGCGGCGUGCAGGCCGAGUGUCGCGUCCUCAACCACAACCCCAUUUGCUCGUGUUCUCGGGGAUACGUCGGGGAUCCUUUCAGGGCGUGUCAUCCUACUCCUGAACCUGUGUUACCCCCGGCGCCUGUGACUCCGUGCCGCCCCGACCCGUGCGGGGACAACGCACGGUGCACGGCGUCAGGCACGGUGGCGUACUGCACGUGUCUCCCCGGAUUCUUUGGAGAUGCGCGCGUGCAGUGCCGCCCCGAAUGCCUGGUGAGCAGUGACUGCCCGCUCACGUUAUCGUGCAUCAGCCAGAAGUGCCGAGACCCGUGCCCUGGCACGUGCGGCAACAACGCUCUCUGCUCCGUCGUCAGCCACAACCCCGUGUGCGUGUGUCCUGAAGGCUACACGGGCGACCCCUUCACCGAGUGCCGCGUCAGACCGCUGCCACCGGCCCAACCGGAGGCGGUGACCAACCCGUGCCUGCCCGACCCCUGCGGCGCCAACGCCCAGUGCCGCGUGCAGGGCAACGUGGCCGUCUGCGAGUGCCGGCCGGGCACCUUCGGCAACCCCAACCAGCCGUCGGGAUGUCGCUACGAAUGCGUCGCCAAUGCCGACUGCCCGAUGGACAGUGCGUGCAUCAACCGGCGCUGCGUGGACCCGUGCGCGGGCACGUGCGGCCUCGAGGCGCUGUGCGACGUGGUGGCUCACAACCCCAUCUGCAGGUGUCCCGCCGGCUACACCGGCGACCCUAUCUAUCGGUGCACCCUGAUCGAUUUGGUAGUGACGCCGGAGGCCGAGACGCCGUCCAGCCCGCCGCAGGACCCGUGCGCCGGCUCGCCCUGCGGCCCUGCGGCGGUGUGCUCCAGCGACCGCGACCGCUUCUCCUGCUCCUGCCAGCCCGGCUACUUCGGCAACCCAUACGAAGGCUGCCGCCCUGAGUGCACCGUCAACUCCGACUGCCCUCCGAGCCGAGCGUGCAUCAACAACAAGUGCGUGAACCCGUGCCCGGGCUCGUGCGGCCUCAACGCCGACUGCCGAGUGCUCAGCCACCAGCCCAGCUGCUACUGCCCGCCGGGCUACACGGGCAACCCGUACUCGCGCUGCUUCAUCGACCGACCCGAUCCAGAGCCCAAGCCGCUGCCGGAGGACCCAUGCCAACCCAGCCCCUGCGGACCGAAUGCGGAGUGCCGGGUCGUAGCUGGCAGGGCGCAGUGCUCCUGCCUCUCGAACUUCCUCGGUUUCCCUCCGUCCUGCCGCCCCGAGUGCGUGCUCAACUCCGACUGCCCUCUGGCUCUGGCCUGCAACAGGCAGAAGUGCCGCGACCCGUGUGUGGGCGUGUGCGGGGUCAACGCAGAGUGUGAGGUCGUCAACCACAACCCCAUCUGCUUCUGCCCCAAGGACCUCACCGGCGAUCCCUUCGUCAGAUGCGUCAAACCUGCGCCGAAGCCCGAGCCGCCACGAAACCCGUGUUCAGGCGACCCGUGCGGCCCGAACGCCGUCUGUCGCGAGAUCAAUCUGCAGCGGGUGUGCACCUGCAUGCCCGGCUUCGUGGGCAACCCGCCCGCGUGCCGCCCAGAGUGCGUGGUGCACCCUGAGUGCCCCCCGCUACUCGCCUGCCUCAAGAACCGCUGCGUGGACCCCUGCAAGGGCACGUGCGGCAUCAACGCCGAGUGCCGCGUCAUCAACCACAACCCGAUUUGCAGCUGCCUCGGCGGCUUCACGGGCGAUCCUUUCGUCCGGUGCACCCCCUCACCGAUCAGUCAGCCCACGCCUCCGCCCGUGGUGAGGCCUCCCAUCACGUCCGUCACAACCAUUACGCCCAAGCCGCCGAUCGCCGGCACCACCCCGACCAUCCAGGAUCCGACGAUUAUCCCGACGGCGGUGGAGCCUGAGAGCGCGCUGCCGCCCAUCGUGGAGUUCCCCGAGGCGCCCGCGCCACCUACGAACCCCUGCGUGCCCGACCCCUGCGGCUCCAAUAGCUACUGCCGCCAGAACGGCGACCGCCACAUGUGCGAGUGCCGUGAGGGCUACUUCGGCAACCCCGAGAUCGGCUGCGGACCCGAGUGCGUGCUCAGCACCGACUGCGCCAGCGGAUUCACAUGCGUCCGCCAGAAGUGCGUCGACCCCUGCCCGACUGCAUGCGGCAACGGGGCUCAGUGCACCGUCGUCAACCACCGGGCCGUGUGUUCCUGCCCAGCGGGUCUUCAGGGCGACCCUUACACGCAGUGCAUAGUCAGUCCCAUCGUCGGAACCACACCGUCCCCCAGCCCGAUGCAGCCCACGGCGAAGACCCCGUGCGAGCCCAACCCGUGCGGCCAGAACGCCGAGUGCCAGCCCGUGGGCCACGACGAGCGCUGCAGCUGCCUUCCGGGCUUCUUCGGCAACCCGUACGAGUACUGCCGCCCAGAGUGCACGUCCGACCCCGAGUGCCCCUCCUACCUGGCGUGCGUGAACCAGAAGUGCAUCGACCCGUGCCCCGGCACCUGUGGUAUCAAUGCCGAGUGUCAGGUAGUCAUUCACGCCCCCAUGUGCUACUGCGAGCCGGGUUAUGUUGGUGACCCCUACCAGUCAUGUCGCCCUGAGCCAAUCACGACGCCCCGCCCCGUGGACCCGUGCAACCCCAGCCCGUGCGGCCCCAACUCCGAGUGCCGCACCGUCGGGGACCGGCCCGUGUGUGAGUGUCUGACUGGAUAUUUCGGCAACCCACCUGAUUGUCGGCCCGAGUGUAUAGUCAAUUCUGAUUGCCCGGUCAUAAUGGCAUGCGUAAACAAGAAGUGUCGUGACCCGUGCGCGGGCGCGUGCGGGACGGACGCCCUGUGCGAGGUGGUCAACCACAACCCCGUCUGCUACUGCCGCCAGGGCAUGACGGGCGACCCCUUCAUCCGCUGCUUCACGCGACCCAUCGAGCCAACCAGUCCUAAACCCCACGAGCCAUCAGACCCGUGCGCUCCCAACCCGUGUGGGUUGAACGCUGACUGCUCCUCCGUAGGCGGUCUGGCGGUGUGCAAAUGCCAGGGUGAUUUGCUAGGCAACCCGUACCAGGCGUGUCGCCACCAGUGCACGGUCAACUCGGACUGCCCUUCCAACAAGGCAUGUUCUCGUAAUAAGUGCGUUGACCCGUGCAUCGGGGCGUGCGGCAUCAACGCCGAUUGCCACGUGUCGCGGCACCGCCCUGUGUGCACGUGUCCCCACGACCUCACGGGAGACCCCUUCUCUCGCUGUGUCCUCGUGACUCCGACCACUCCUGUCCCCGACGACCCCUGUUCGCCCCCUCCAUGCGGCCUCAAUGCCGAGUGCAAGCGCAGGGGCACCGCGUCCUACGACUGCAAGUGCAUCCGGGACUACUUCGGCGACCCCUACUCGGAGUGCCGGCCCGAGUGCGUGGUCAACACCGACUGCCCGAGUGACAUGGCGUGUCGUAACCUCAAGUGCAUCGACCCGUGUCCUGGCACCUGUGGCAUCAACGCCCAGUGCAACACGGUCAACCACAAGCCCGUGUGCGUGUGUCUGCCCGGCUUUGAAGGCAAUGCCUAUGAGAGAUGCCAAGUCGAGGCAGUUACGCCCUCAUCACCGACGGCCGACCCCUGUUCACCCAACCCAUGUGGGCCGUACUCAUCCUGCCGUGUGGUGAGGAAGCGGCCCGUGUGCGAGUGUCUGCCAGGUUACUAUGGCGCCCCUCCUAACUGCCAUCCCGAGUGCACUACCAACCCUGACUGCCCCAAGUACCUAGCGUGUGUCAAUGAGGACUGCGUGGACCCGUGUGUUGGUACCUGCGGCGUUUCUGCGGACUGCCAGGUGGUUAAUCAUAACCCCACCUGUACAUGUCCCAGAGGCUACCAGGGGGAUCCAUACAUUCAGUGUCGUCUGGUUGAGUUAACUUCGAAGUCUCCUGUCCCAGACACCCCUACAACUAUCUCUACGCCCACCGUUCCGACCAUUUCUACACCAGCACGCCCAUGUGCCUCUGAGCCUUGUGGCCAGAACGCUUUAUGUAAACCUUUGGGCGAAUACUUCGAAUGUACAUGCCCAACAGGCCUGUUUGGUAACCCAUACGUGGAGUGCCGAUAUGAAUGCGUUGUAGACUCAGACUGUGCUAGAAACAGGGCUUGUGAACGGAAUAAGUGUAUUGACCCUUGUGUGGGUGUUUGUGGAGAAAGAACAGAGUGCCAUGUGAUCAUGCACAGGCCUGUGUGUACAUGUAUGCCCGGGUUAACGGGUGAUGCCUACACAGCAUGUAACCCUGUGAAAGUGACAACUGUGCUCCCACCACCACUGCCACAACGAGAGGAACCAUGCCAGCAAACCACCUGUGGCUCCCUGGCUGAGUGCUAUGAGGAGAAUGGCCGGCCAGUGUGCCAUUGCAUUGAAGGUUUUGUGGGUGACCCAUAUGUAGCAUGUCGACCUCACUGCACUGCAGAUUCGCAUUGUGCUUCUGGCCUUGCAUGUGUCAAUGACAAGUGCAUUGACCCAUGUCCAGGUACAUGUGGCAUUAAUGCUGAGUGUAUAGUGCCAAAUCAUGUCCCUAUUUGUACCUGCCCACCUGGUUACACAGGCAGUGCAUAUCAGCGUUGCUUCCCAAAACCGGAUACAUCCUCGGAGUCUGGUGAGGACCUGUGUGAAGUGUGUGGGUCCAAUGCGGAGUGUCGUGAAGUGGAUGGCCGUCCAGUGUGCACUUGCCUACCUGGAUUUCUUGGUGCACCACCAAACUGCCACCCAGAGUGUAUCGUCAAUCGUGACUGUUCCACAGUACAUGCAUGCAAUAAACAAAAGUGUGUUGACCCAUGCGUUGGAGCUUGUGGUACAAAUGCAGAUUGCCGUGUCAUCAAUCAUUCUCCUGUGUGCACCUGCCUUACAGGUUACACUGGUGAACCAUUCGUCAGGUGCAAUCGUAUCCCUGUUGCCCAGCCAACUCCUCCACCUCCUGUUACGGAACGUCCUGAUCCAUGCCGUGAGGGAACUUGUGGUCCCAAUGCCAACUGCCGUGUGCAGGGAACUCGUGGCAUCUGUACCUGCAUUGAAGGCUACUUUGGUAACCCAUAUGUACAAUGUCGCCCUGAGUGUGUCAUCAACUCUCAGUGUCCUCAGUACUUGGCUUGCAACAAUCAGCGGUGUGUUGAUCCUUGUCCAGGUACCUGUGGCAUUGAUGCCAUCUGUGAGGUUGUCAACCAUAACCCCUUGUGUUCCUGCCCUCGCAGCAUGACAGGCGAUCCCUUUGUUCGCUGUGAACCGAUCCGUGCUCCUCCUGAUCCAUGCAUCCCUACUCCAUGUGGACCAUACACCAAAUGUCAAGUUGUGAAAGACAGAGCAGUGUGUUCUUGCCUUCCUGGCUACUUUGGAAACCCAGACCUUGGAUGCAAGACAGAGUGUACCAUCAACUCUGAUUGCCCUCUGAGUAGUGCAUGCAUUAACAGGAAAUGUGUUGACCCAUGCAUUGGCGUGUGUGGUAAUCAGGCUGAGUGUAUUGUGGUCAGCCACAACCCAUUGUGUAGCUGCCCUGAUGGUUUCAUUGGUGAUCCUCUUGUUUCCUGUAAACUAAAGCCUGCUGUACCAGUUGAUCCAUGUAACCCCAAUCCCUGUGGAAUCAAUGCUAAUUGUGAAGUCAAGAAUAACCGAGCAUUCUGUACUUGCUUCCCUGGAUACUUUGGUAACCCAGAUGUGGAGUGCAGACCUGAGUGCAUCAUCAAUUCUGACUGCCCCCGAUACCUGGCAUGUGCUAAUCAGAAAUGUAUUGACCCAUGCCCAGGCUCCUGUGGCAUCAAUGCACUCUGUGAUGUUAUCAACCAUAAUGCCAUGUGCAGCUGUCCACGUGGUUACAACGGCGACCCAUAUGUCGAGUGCAGAGUUGAUUCUACUACACGACCCCCACCAAUAGCUGAAACGCCUGAAAUUAGACCACCACAACAGCCCAUUACCCAACGUCCAACACCCAUUCCUACUGCUCCGCCAAUUAUAGUUGGGUGUGAAAGCAACGACCAGUGCAGCUUCGACAACACAUGUGUAAAUCGUCUCUGCCUGGAUGUCUGCCAUCCUGGGUUGUGUGGUGAAAAUGCCGACUGUCAAACUGUAGGACAUCGCCCAUCCUGUGUGUGUCCACCGGGGACAACAGGCAAUCCCACAGUACACUGCAGUGCUAUGGCAACACAGAAACCAGAAAUUACCAUUUCACCUAUAGCAGAUAUACCUGUAGUACAUAUAGACCCACUGAUUCCAGAAGCUGGCACAACCACCACACCCCUUCCACCACUAGCAGAGAUGCCAACAACAAAGACUCCAGAGCCAGUAAUUGAACGACCAAAGCCACAGCCAAUUGUUCCUCCAAUAGCAAUUGCUUGUACAAAUAAUGAUGAUUGCACAACAGACAACUCGUGCAUCAACAAACUUUGCUAUGAUGUAUGUAGUCUUGGAGUGUGUGGAGAUGAUGCAGACUGUAAGAUUCAUAAUCACCGUCCAGUCUGCAGUUGUCCUCCAGGGACCACAGGAGACCCUACAACUGGUUGUCAUGCAGUUCUUACAGAAAGGCCAUUGGUACCACCUUCACCCAUUCCAGAAGUAAGUUCAACACAGCCAGGUGAUCCAAUUAGACCCAUAGCUGAACCAACAAGUCCUGGACUUCCUCCAUUGGCUGAACUUCCUACACCAAGACCAACACAGCCUCCAGUGACUACGCCUCCUCCACCACCCACACCUGGUCCCAUACCUGUAGGAUGUGAAACUUCAGAUGACUGUCCAUCAGAUAAUUCGUGUGUUAACAGACUCUGCUUUGAUGUUUGUUAUCCAGGUCUAUGUGGAGAAAGUGCCGAUUGCCAGACUCAAGGAAAUCGUCCAGUAUGCAAAUGUCCACCAGGAACCACUGGAAACCCGACAAUCAAGUGUUCGGCGGUGGCAUUCGAGAUGCCACCAAAACCAUAUCCACCAGAGGUAGGAGAAAAGCCUUUACAACCAGACACUCCAAUCAGUCCCAUUGCAGGUCCUACAACCACAGGACCCCCACCUCUGGCAGAAGAAUCAUCUCGUCCUCCACCUGAACCUCUACCUCCACGACCUCCACCAGCUCCCAUUGUACCAGCAAUACCCAUUGCAUGUGAAAAUAAUGAUGACUGUGAUAUGGACAACUCCUGCUUGAAUAAACUGUGCUAUGAUGCAUGUACCUUAGGGAUAUGUGGAGAAGAUGCUCAUUGCAGAACUGUUGAUCAUCGACCUAUUUGUCUUUGUCCAUAUGGGACAUCUGGUGAUCCUCAAGUAGGGUGCAAAGCAAUUUCCACAGAGAGACCUACAACAGUUAUUCCAAUAACAGAAUUACCAGUUGUCAGUGAUGUACCAAUUCAUGCAGUCCCAGGUCCAUCGUCUCCCCCGCCAUCCCCUAUUACUGAACGACCAACUACACGGCCACCUGAAACUCUAAGGCCUCGGCCUCCAGCAAUUCCAACACCUCCACCCAAUCCAGUUGGCUGUGAAAGCACUGAUGAUUGUCCAUAUGAUAACAGCUGCAUCAACCGUCUUUGUCUGGAUGUAUGUCAUCCUGGUCUGUGUGGUGAUAAUGCUGACUGCCAGACCAUUGGCCAUAGACCUCUAUGCCUGUGCCCUCCUGGCACUACAGGCAACCCUACAGAGAGCUGCAAGGCAGUUGCUACUGACAGACCUAUAACUCUGUCUCCUAUGACAGGCGCUCCAGGAAUAACUCCAGAUCACCAGAUUGUACCAGGAAUUGGACCAUCAACACCAACACCACCACCUCUAACUGAGACACCAACACCAAGACCUCCAUUGCCAACAACUCCCAGACCUCCAUCAGCCCCAGUUGUUCCACCUUUCGUAAUUGCUUGUACAAACAAUGAUGACUGCACAAUGGAUAACUCUUGCAUCAACAACCUUUGCUAUGAUGUAUGUAGUCUUGGAGUGUGUGGAGAUGAUGCAGACUGUAAGAUUCAUAAUCAUCGUCCAGUUUGCAGUUGUCCUCCAGGAACCACAGGAGAUCCUUCCUAUGGAUGUCAGGCAGUACUUACAGAAAGGCCAUUGGUACCACCUUCACCCAUUCCAGAAAUAAGUUCAACACAGCCAGGAGAUCCAAUCAGACCCAUAGCUGAACCAACAAGUCCAGGACUUCCUCCAUUGGCUGAACUUCCUACACCAAGACCAACACAGCCUCCAGUGACUACGCCUCCUCCACCACCCACACCUGGCCCCAUACCUGUAGGAUGUGAAACUUCUGAUGAAUGUCCAUCAGAUAAUUCGUGUGUUAACAGACUCUGCUUUGAUGUUUGUUAUCCAGGUCUAUGUGGAGAAAGUGCAGAUUGUCAGACUCAAGGAAAUCGACCCUUGUGUACAUGUCCACCAGGAACCACUGGAAAUCCAACCAUCAAGUGUUCUGCAAUGGCUUUUGAAAUGCCACCAAAACCAUAUCCACCACAAGUAGGAGAAAAGCCUUUACAACCAGACACUCCAAUCAGUCCCAUUGCAGGUCCUACAACCACAGGACCCCCACCUUUAGUAGAAGAAUCAUCUCGUCCUCCACCUGAGCCUCUACCACCACGGCCUUUACCACCACCAAUUGUUCCAGCAAUACCCAUUGCAUGUGAAAAUAAUGAUGACUGUGAUAUGGACAACUCCUGCUUGAACAAAUUAUGUUAUGAUGCUUGUAGUCUUGGAAUUUGUGGAGAUGAUGCUGAAUGUACAACUGUCAAUCACAGACCAGUCUGCCUUUGUCCUCAUGGAACAUCUGGUGAUCCUCAGGUAGGAUGCAAAGCAAUUUCCACAGAGAGACCUACAACAGUUAUUCCAAUAACAGAAUUACCAGUUGUCAGUGAUGUACCAAUUCAUGCAGUCCCAGGUCCAUCGUCUCCCCCGCCAUCCCCUAUUACUGAACGACCAACUACACGGCCGCCUGAAACUCUAAGGCCUCGGCCUCCAGCAAUUCCAACACCUCCACCCAAUCCAGUUGGCUGUGAAAGCACUGAUGAUUGUCCAUAUGAUAACAGCUGCAUCAACCGUCUUUGUCUGGAUGUAUGUCAUCCUGGUCUGUGUGGUGAUAAUGCUGACUGCCAGACCAUUGGCCACAGACCUUUAUGCCUGUGCCCUCCUGGCACUACAGGCAACCCUACAGAGAGCUGCAAGGCAGUUGCUACUGACAGACCUACAACUCUGUCUCCUAUGACAGGCGCUCCAGGAAUAACUCCAGAUCACCAGAUUGUACCAGGAGUUGGACCAUCAACACCAACACCACCACCUCUAACUGAGACACCAACACCAAGACCUCCAUUGCCAACAACUCCCAGACCUCCAUCAGCCCCGGUUGUUCCACCUUUCGUAAUUGCUUGUACAAACAAUGAUGACUGCACAAUGGAUAACUCUUGCAUCAACAACCUUUGCUAUGAUGUAUGUAGUCUUGGAGUGUGUGGAGAUGAUGCAGACUGUAAGAUUCAUAAUCAUCGUCCAGUUUGCAGUUGUCCUCCAGGAACCACAGGAGAUCCUUCUUAUGGAUGUCAGGCAGUACUUACAGAAAGGCCAUUGGUACCACCUUCACCCAUUCCAGAAAUAAGUUCAACACAGCCAGGAGAUCCAAUUAGACCCAUAGCUGAACCAACAAGUCCAGGACUUCCUCCUUUGGCUGAACUUCCUUCACCAAGACCAACACAGCUUCCAGUUACUACGCCUCCUCCACCACCCACACCUGGUCCCAUACCUGUAGGAUGUGAAACUUCUGAUGAAUGUCCAUCAGAUAAUUCAUGUGUUAACAGACUCUGCUUUGAUGUUUGUUAUCCAGGUCUAUGUGGAGAAAGUGCCGAUUGCCAGACUCAAGGAAAUCGACCCUUGUGUACAUGUCCACCAGGAACCACUGGAAACCCAACUAUCAAAUGUUCUGCAAUGGCUUUCGAAAUGCCACCAAAACCAUAUCCACCACAAGUAGGAGAAAAGCCUUUACAACCAGACACUCCAAUCAGUCCCAUUGCAGGUCCUACAACCACAGGACCCCCACCUUUAGUAGAAGAAUCAUCUCGUCCUCCACCUGAGCCUCUACCACCACGGCCUUUACCACCACCAAUUGUUCCAGCAAUACCCAUUGCAUGUGAAAAUAAUGAUGAUUGUGAUAUGGACAACUCCUGCUUGAACAAAUUAUGUUAUGAUGCUUGUAGUCUUGGAAUUUGUGGAGAUGAUGCUGAAUGUACAACUGUCAAUCACAGACCAGUCUGCCUUUGUCCUCAUGGAACAUCUGGUGAUCCUCAGUUAGGAUGCAAAGCAAUUUCCACAGAGAGACCUACAACAGUUAUUCCAAUAACAGAAUUACCAGUUGUCAGUGAUGUACCAAUUCAUGCAGUCCCAGGUCCAUCGUCUCCCCCGCCAUCCCCUAUUACUGAACGACCAACUACACGGCCACCUGAAACUCUAAGGCCUCGGCCUCCAGCAAUUCCAACACCUCCACCCAAUCCAGUUGGCUGUGAAAGCACUGAUGAUUGUCCAUAUGAUAACAGCUGCAUCAACCGUCUUUGUCUGGAUGUAUGUCAUCCUGGUCUGUGUGGUGAUAAUGCUGACUGCCAGACCAUUGGCCACAGACCUUUAUGCCUGUGCCCUCCUGGCACUACAGGCAACCCUACAGAGAGCUGCAAGGCAGUUGCUACUGACAGACCUACAACUCUGUCUCCUAUGACAGGCGCUCCAGGAAUAACUCCAGAUCACCAGAUUGUACCAGGAAUUGGACCAUCAACACCAACACCACCACCUCUAACUGAGACACCAACACCAAGACCUCCAUUGCCAACAACUCCCAGACCUCCAUCAGCCCCAGUUGUUCCACCUUUCGUAAUUGCUUGUACAAACAAUGAUGACUGCACAAUGGAUAACUCUUGCAUCAACAACCUUUGCUAUGAUGUAUGUAGUCUUGGAGUGUGUGGAGAUGAUGCAGACUGUAAAGUUCAUAAUCAUCGUCCAGUUUGCAGUUGUCCUCCAGGAACCACAGGAGAUCCUUCUUAUGGAUGUCAGGCAGUACUUACAGAAAGGCCAUUGGUACCACCUUCACCCAUUCCAGAAAUAAGUUCAACACAGCCAGGUGAUCCAAUUAGACCCAUAGCUGAACCAACAAGUCCUGGACUUCCUCCUUUGGCUGAACUUCCUUCACCAAGACCAACACAGCCUCCAGUGACUACGCCUCCUCCACCACCCACACCUGGUCCCAUCCCUGUAGGAUGUGAAACUUCUGAUGAAUGUCCAUCAGAUAAUUCAUGUGUUAACAGACUCUGCUUUGAUGUUUGUUAUCCAGGUCUAUGUGGAGAAAGUGCCGAUUGUCAGACUCAAGGAAAUCGUCCAGUAUGCAAAUGUCCACCAGGAACCACUGGAAAUCCAACAAUCAAAUGUUCAGCAGUAGCUUUCGAAAUGCCACCAAAACCAUUUCCACCAGAAGUAGGAAAAGAGCCAGAACCAGACACUCCUAUCAUUCCCAUUGCAGGUCCUACAACCACAGGACCCCCACCUUUAGUAGAAGAAUCAUCUCGUCCUCCACCUGAACCUCUACCUCCACGACCUGUACCACCGCCCAUUGUUCCUGCUGUACCUAUUGCUUGUAAAAAUAAUGAUGACUGUGAUGUGGAUAAUUCUUGUUUGAAUAGGCUUUGCUAUGAUGCUUGCAGUCUAGGAAUAUGUGGCCAAGAUGCAGACUGUAAGACAAGUAAUCACAGACCUGUUUGUAUAUGUCCUCCUGGAACAACAGGUGAUCCACAGAUCCAGUGUCAGGCUCUUUCUAUUCACAAGCCUACGCCUCCUGUACCAAUAGCAGAAAGUGUUUCGCCUCCUGUGGAACAACCAAUCAGACCUGUGGCAGGUCCAUCUUCUGUUGCUCCUCCUCCUCUUGCCUCUGAACAGCCACCAAGACCUGCUGAGCCUCCAGUAAUUCAGCCUCCACCAGUUCCUACUCCUCCACCAAUUCCAGUUGGAUGUCAAAGUAAUGAUGAAUGUCCAUAUGACAAUACUUGUGUAAACAGACUGUGCUUCAACGUAUGUUUCCCUGGACUUUGCGGUGAUAAUGCUGACUGUCAGACACAUGGACAUAGGCCAGCAUGUAUAUGUCCUCCUGGGACAACCGGUAACCCAACUAUCCGCUGCACUGCAAUUGUAGCUGAAAGUCCAGACACUCUUCCACCUCCUAUAGCAGCAAGCACGUCCCCAAGACCUGAUGAACCAAUUGUACCUGUAGUAGGGCAGUCAUCUCCAAUGCCUCCUCCUCUUGUAGAGGAACCAACAACACGACCUCCUGAACCUACAACACCUCGUCCCCCAGCAACACCCAUACUUCCUCCGGUUGUUAUAGCUUGUACCAACAAUGAUGAAUGUCCAAUGGAUAACUCAUGUUUGAAUCAUAUCUGUUAUGAUGCUUGUGCCAUUGGCAUCUGUGGGGAAGAUGCUGACUGCAAGAUCCAUAAGCAUCGACCUGUGUGCAAUUGCCCCCCAGGCACAACAGGAAAUCCUACAAUUGGUUGUCACGCAAUCUUGUCAGAACAGACAACCAUACAGACACCUAUCGGGGAAACUGUUUCUCCACCACCUGACAGCCCAAUUCAUCCUGUAUCUCCUCCACCAUCUACAACUCCGGCACCUAUAGGGGAGGAACCUCCAAGAAGGCCAACAGAACCUACAACUGGCCAUCCUCCACCUCCACCUCUACCUCUACCAGUACCAGUAGGAUGUGAGAGUAUUGAUGAGUGUCCAUAUGAUAAUUCUUGUGUCAACAAACUUUGUUUGGAUAUAUGUCACCCUGGCCUGUGUGGUGAAAAUGCAGACUGCCAAACAAAGGGCCACCGACCAGUUUGUGCAUGUCCACCAGGAACAACAGGAAAUCCUACACUUAAGUGUUCUGCAAUAGCAGUAUUAGAUCCUGUGAAACCGCCAUCACCUGUUGGUGAAGUGCAGACACCACCUCCAGAUUCUCCCAUUAUACCAGUUUCUCCUCCUCCUUCCACAACUCUACCACCAGAAACUGAAGUAACACCAAGUCAUCCAGUGGAACCAUUACCCACACCCCCUCCCACACCAAUAGUGCCACCUAUACAGAUUGCCUGUGAGAAUAAUGAUGAUUGUGAUAUAGACAACUCCUGCAUUAAUUUGCUGUGUUAUGAUGUCUGCAGCCUUGGCAUAUGUGGAGACAGUGCAGACUGCAAGACUCUGAAUCAUAGGCCUGUGUGUGUGUGUCCACCUGGAACUACAGGAGAUCCACAGACUCGCUGCACUGCACUGCUCACAGAGAUACCAUCUACACCAGUACCUCCUGUUGCCGAAACAGUUGAACCACCCCAACAGCCUGUGAGGCCUGUUGCAGUUACAUCAACAACGCCUUUACCUCUGUCAGAGACGCAGCCCCCCAUUAUAAAGGACCCGCUACCACUUCCCCCUGCACUACCAUCAACUGAAGCUCCCUUACCUGUUGGAUGUGCUACAAGUGGUGAAUGUGCCUUUGAUGAGAAAUGUGUGAACCGUCUCUGUGUCAAAGUAUGCAGCCUUAUGCCAUGUGAUACAAAUUCAGAUUGUUUUGUACAGCUGCACGAGGCCGUCUGUACACCAAUUGCCCCUAUCACUGCACGACCACAGUGCGUCAUUGAUCCUGACUGCUUCACAACACAGGUCUGCAUUAGCAAUGUGUGUCGUGAUGUUUGUCUUACAAGCAACCCAUGUGCCCCGAUGGCAGUGUGCACUGCAGAGAACCAUCGUCCCCGCUGCAACUGCCCACCUGGCUAUGUUGGAAACCCCUUCAUCUCCUGUCGCAGACCUGAACAACCCACACCACCGCCAGUAAUACCACUCACAACUUCUCGACCAGAGUGUAUUGUCGAUGGAGAUUGCGCCUAUCAUCUGGCAUGUCUUAAUCGAGAAUGUAAAAAUCCAUGCCUGUAUCGAGAUGUCUGUGGCUUUAAUGCAGAGUGCCUUGUCACAGUUCACACACCAAUGUGUAUGUGCAGCCCUGGAUACACUGGCAACCCUUAUGUCCAGUGUUCACCCCCCACCACUCCUGCCCCAACCCCUGAUCCACCUGUCAUCCAGCCUCAGUGUACUGUGAAUGAAGAUUGCCUAGAUCACCAAGCAUGCUUCAGCGGGAGCUGCCAGAACCCUUGUCUGGUAGCUAACCCGUGUGCCCCUACGGCUCUCUGUGAUGUCACAAGGCACCGCCCAGUGUGUUCUUGUCCUUCGGGAUUAACGGGAGACCCCUACCUCCAGUGCACCAUGAUUGAGCUCACAACCCCACGCCCUGAGUGCAGGGUGGAUGAGGAAUGUAGUGAUGCUCUCGCCUGCGUGGCACAGCAAUGCAAGAACCCCUGUGCCAUCUACGAUAACUGUGCCCCUAAUGCUGAAUGUCACGUGACCCGGCAUCGCCCUGUGUGUUCUUGCCCAGAUGGCUUUGUCGGGAAUCCCAACAUUCAGUGUCUUGUCGCCGGGUGCCGUGCCAACUCGGACUGCCCAGUGCAACAGGCAUGCAUCAACCAGGAGUGUGAGGACCCUUGUGACUUCGAAGACUGCGGCAUCAACGCUGAGUGCCGUGUCGUCAACCAUCGCGCUCAGUGUUAUUGUCCGGACAGUUUCCUGGGCGACCCAUACGUUCGAUGUGAGCGCCCUGACUGCGUGGUCGACGAGGAGUGCCCAUCGUGGCUCGCCUGCAUCGACCAGGAGUGCGAAGACCCGUGCAACUGCGGGCCCAAUGCUGACUGCCGUGUUGUCAAUCAUCGUCCUCAGUGCUUGUGUCGACCAGGCUAUGAGGGCAACGGCUUCGUUGAGUGCACGCUGAGACCCGUGGGCGAACCGUCAUUCAAGGAGUGCCAGACCGACGGUGACUGCCCGAGCAAGAUGGCAUGCUUCGACGGCCGCUGCGAUGACCCCUGCCUUGUCGUCAAGCCCUGCGGGGUCAAUGCCAAGUGCGAGGUCAUCGACACCCUGCCAUACAGGACCAUGACUUGCGAGUGCCUCCCGGGCUUCAUCGGAAAUGCCUACGUCGAGUGCUCGCCACGCCCGACAGAACCGCCAGGCUGUGCUGCCGACGACGAGUGUGGCCCGACGGAGGUGUGCCGCAACCGACAGUGCCUCGACCCCUGUGCCAUCCUCAACCCGUGCGCGCCCAAUGCUGAGUGCCAGGUCCUGAACCGCCGCCCUCAGUGCUCGUGUCCGCCCGGAUACACAGGCAACCCGAACGUCAACUGUUACCUGAUUCCGGCCUUGGAGCCCGCCUGCCGCUCCGACAUCGACUGCCCGACGGACGAGGCGUGCAUCAACCAGAUCUGCGUGGACCCGUGCCUGAUGGAGGACCCGUGCGGCCGCAACGCCCUCUGCAAGACCCAGCAGCACCGUCCAACCUGCUCGUGCCCCGAAGGAUGGGCGGGCAACCCCCAGAUAGAGUGCUUCCAGCCUGAUUGCUUGGUGGACGAGGACUGUCCCACGGACAAGGCGUGUGUCAGCCAGAACUGUGUAGACCCUUGCUCGUACAGCGGCCCGGCCUGCGGACUCAACGCCGAGUGCAGAGCCGUGCUGCAUCGUGCCCAGUGCUAUUGCCCGCCGGGUAUGCAAGGCAACCCCAGCGUGGCUUGCGUGGCGGUGGGAUGCACCUCCAGCGAUGACUGUGCUGACGAUAAGGCCUGCGACCGCCUCAACCGAGUCUGUAUCCCCGUGUGCGAGGUCUCCACGUGCGCCGUGCAGGCCGAGUGCAACGCCGCCAACCACGCAGCCAUGUGCGUGUGCCCGCCGCCACUCAGGGGCAACCCAUACCUCCAGUGCUUCCAAGUGCAAGAGCCACCCAUAACGGAGGCCCCUGUGGAGCCCGAGUGCCGCAAAGACCCCGACUGCCCCUCGCAGCACGCCUGCAUCAACGCCAUUUGCCAGAAUCCCUGCGCGCUCGGAAACCCCUGCCUGCCAUCCCAGGAGUGCCGCGUGGUCGACGGAGUGCCACUCAGAACCAUGGUUUGCGAGUGUCCACCCAACCAGAUCUUGGUCAAGGACGGCGUCUGCAUCAGACCAGGCGUGGUCGAACCGCAGUGCCGCGAAGACGAUGACUGCGCCGACCACGAGGACUGUCGGGAAGGCACCUGCGUGAACGUGUGCCGCCCUGACCCGUGUGGCCUGAAUGCCAUCUGCAUGGGAGAGAACCACGAGGCGCGCUGCCAGUGUGCCCCCGGCUACAUUGGCGACCCCUUCGUGCAGUGCAGGAGGAAGCCCGCCGUGUCCGAGAUGCCCGACCCCGAGUGCACGACCAACGACCAGUGCAGCGAUUCAGAGUCGUGCGUCAACCAGUACUGCGUGAACCCGUGCAUCCUGGACGACCCUUGCGCCCAGAAUGCCUUCUGCUACGUACGCGAACACCGCCCCGUCUGCAGGUGUCCGGAGGGCUUCGUCGGCGUUCCUGAGAUUGAGUGUCGACCUUCGACAGUGCCAAUUCCGGCCGGGGCCUCAAACUGGACCACAGGUGGCACUGGCAAGGCAUGCCGCAACCACCGGGACUGCGGGCCCGACCAGUGGUGCGAGGGCGGUCAGUGCCUCCGCCCGUGCCCCUCCGCGUGCCCUCCCACUGCACUGUGCCGCGUGCAUGACCAGCGCCCCGUGUGCUCCUGCCCCCCCAGCACCACCGGCAACCCCCAGGACCAGUGCCACCCAUUCGGUUGUGUGACAGACGACGACUGCCCUUUCACUGAAAAAUGCUUCCGUGGUCAGUGCCGCAACCCAUGCAACGCUGGCCGCCCAUGCGCACCCACGGCCACUUGCACACCAUCCAACCACCACGCACUGUGUACAUGUCCACCUGGUUACACGGGAAGUCCAACUGACUCCUGUGAACCAGUGGGUUGUACCUCCUCUAACGAAUGCCCAAGCGACCAGGCCUGCUAUAGGGGAUCCUGUGUGAACCCCUGUGUCCUGGAUUCCCCCUGUGGCCCGGGCACUUCCUGCCUUACCACUGGCCACACUGCCACGUGCGCCUGUCGCCCUGGGCUCUUCGGGGACCCGCAUAUUUCAUGCACUGUUCCGGAAACCACGGCGCCACAGUGCAAGACAGACUUUGACUGUGUAGGAACUAAGGGUUGUAUUGAUGGAACAUGCAAAGACCUGUGUACAUAUCUGCGACCUUGUGGUGAAAACGCUCUCUGCCGCACUGUAGACAUGACCAAUUUGCGAACAGUUUCUUGCGAGUGCCCACCAGGACAUACUGGAAGUGCCUAUGAAAAGUGCCAAAAAGUAGAUGAAGAACAGCCCAAGUGCCAACUAGAUGCCGAGUGUCCCUUGUUCGAAGGCUGUAUUGACUCCCAGUGCAAGGACCCGUGCGAAGAGAACCCGUGCGCCCUGAAUGCAGAGUGCCGUGCAGUCAACCACCGUGCCAUCUGCUACUGUCCCCCUGGCUACACCGGGGACGGACACACAGUCUGCUCUCGCCUGGAGUGCAGCCGAGACACCGACUGCCUUGAGGAUAGCGUUUGCUUCAACAACAGGUGUACUUUGGCUUGCACUCUCUCAAGGCCGUGUGGCACAAAUGCCAAGUGCCAGGCCGCCUUACACAGAUCAGAGUGCCAGUGUCUCCCGGGCUACAAGGGAGACCCUUACUCAGUGUGCUCAAGCGUUCAGUGCACCUCAGAUGACUCAUGUCCUUCCACACACGCUUGUUAUAACAAGAACUGCGUGGACCCUUGUCAGCAAGACCGAUCGUGCCAUCCGUCACAGGAAUGUAAGGUCGUUAAUCACAAGCCCGUCUGCAGCUGCCCCGCUGGCUUCACCCAACAAACAGACAAGUGUAUUCCUGUGGGCCCUGGAUGCUCUGUUGAUAAUGACUGCAAUCCCGGUGAGGGUUGUUUGGACGGAAAAUGUACGGACCUUUGCCGAGAUAAUCCCUGCGGGCUAAAGGCAACCUGCACUGUACAAAACGGCCGCCCCCUGGCCAGUGUCUUGUGCCAGUGCGGGCCGGGCCUGACUGGAGACCCCUUCAGAGAAUGCAUCACCGUGCCAGCCCCAAGCCCAGGAUGCACCACAGAGUACGACUGUCCAUGGGCUGAGACCUGUGAAGACGGCCGCUGUGUAGACCCUUGCCAGACCACUCGCUGUGCUCCGGGGGCCAUCUGCCGUGCCCUUGGACACCGUGGGGUCUGCUCCUGUGCUUCUGGCUCCCAGGGAGAUCCCAACGUCCUCUGCACGACAAUUGGCUGUACACAAAGGUCAGAUUGCCCGGUGGAAGAAGCAUGUGUCAAUGGACGAUGCGUGGACCCAUGCAAGGAGAGGAAUCCCUGUGGCCCGAACGCCAAAUGCCAAACCACCAAGCAAGGCCCAGUAUGCACGUGUCCUGAAGGCUUUGAGGGCGAUGCCUAUAUCAGGUGCCAACCUUCAGGCUGCCAGGACAAUUCCCAGUGCCCCGUCAGCCAGGAGUGCCGCGAGGGAGAGUGCAUGGACCCGUGUGAUCUCCAGCAGUGUGUAGCCAAUUCUGAAUGUGUUGUGCAGAAUCACCGAGCAACAUGCAAGUGCCUCGAAGGGUACAGUGGGAACCCUGACCGAUUCUGUUCCCCACCGCCCACUGCAGGAUGCCGCAGUGACAAGGACUGCCCUGCUUUGCAAGGUUGCAUUGAUGGGAAGUGCCAAGAUCUUUGCGAGGUGAUUCACCCUUGUGGCACCAGCGCCGUGUGCAAGAUCAUUGACAACAGACCUUUCAGAGCGAUGUCCUGCUCUUGCCCCGACGGCUAUGAGGGCGACCCCUACUACGCUUGCACUGCAGUAACUGAAGAAGACUGUGGCUCUGAUCUCGAGUGUCCCUUGCGAUUCUCUUGCGAGGCAGGGAAAUGCCGAAAUCCCUGUCCUGCCGGAUGUGGCACCAAUGCCACGUGCUCCGUCCUCAACCAUCGCCCUGUGUGCCACUGUCAGCCAGGCUAUGCCGGUAUUCCAGAGGAAGGAUGUUAUAAGAUUGAUUGUGAAACUGACGAUAACUGCCAAGACUCAGAAAUCUGCAGACAGAACGUUUGCGUCGAUCCGUGUCGCAAGGACAACCCCUGCCCACCGAGUGCCAAAUGUAUCACUGCCAAUCACCGUGCUCAGUGCCAGUGCCCCCCAGGUACCUCAGGGAACCCACAGGUGUCCUGCCAGCUGGUGGAGUGCACGGCGGACCUGGACUGCAAGAGCUUCGAGGCCUGCGUCAACGGCGAGUGCAAGGACCCCUGCUCCUACUACAACCCAUGUGCCGUCGGCGCCACGUGCAGAGUCGCCAACCACAAAUACACUUGCACGUGCCCGCCGGGGCUUCACGGCGACCCGAGGUUCAGCUGCGCGGCCCCGAAAGACCCUCUGGGGUGUGUCGUGGACAAGGACUGCCCCGACACGCACGGCUGCAUCCUCAGCUCGCUCGUGACGCGCUAUCACAGUAAGAUCUCCUCUGUGUACGUCCGCUUCGACGAUAAGGAUUCCGGCGCGACCUGCAGGGACCUCUGCGAGGAACACAAGCCGUGCGGCCCCAACGCCGUCUGCUCGGUCAUUGACUCCAAGCCUCGGCGCUCCAUGAGCUGCGCCUGCCCGCCCGGCUUCCACGGCGACGCCAAGAUUGAAUGCCGAGAAAUUCCAUCUCAAGGAGGAUGUAUCCGAGAUACAGACUGUCUCUUCAGCGAGGCCUGCAUUGAAGGGCUGUGUCGAGACCCUUGCAAUUGUGGUCUCAACGCCCAGUGCCACGUGUCGCAGCAUCGCCCAUACUGCAGCUGUCCGUUCGGCCACGCUGGCGAUCCCAACGUUGCUUGCUAUAGAACCGAAUGCAACAGUGACGUUGACUGUCCGAGCGACAAGGCCUGCGAGGAUCACGAGUGCGUGGAUCCCUGCGCGAGCGAGGCGGCCCCGUGCGCCCCCUCCGCCCAGUGCCGAGUGCUCGGACACAAAGCGCAGUGCUCGUGCUCGCCGGGGGAGCGAGGCGACCCCAAGAUCCAGUGUCUGGCGAUUGCCUGCAGAGGCGACUCGGAGUGUCCUCAUAACAUGGCGUGCGAAGACGACCAGUGCUUAGACCCGUGUGAGCGAGACGCGUGUGGUGUGGGCGCUGUGUGCUCAGUGACGGCCCACAAACGCGCCUGUCAGUGCUUGGAAGGAUACUCGGGCGACCCAGAGGUGGCGUGCCGCCCGCAUAGCUGGGCAUGCGUGGUGGAUCAUGACUGUGGUGUGGGAUUGGUGUGUGUGCGUGGAGGGUGUGCCGACCCUUGCAAGCAGGAAAGGCCGUGCGCAGCCAAUGCAAUGUGCACUGUGCAAGAAACAAGACCCAUCAAGUCCGUGACCUGCACGUGCCCGGCAGGGUUCACAGGCGACGCAGAAGUCCAGUGUCGCAAAAUAACCCCCCCACCCGAGGCACCCUGCUCACGUGACAGCGAGUGCCCGGACACCCUGGCCUGCUUGGAGGGCCAGUGCCUCGACCCGUGUGCGUGCGGGGAGGGCGCCCUCUGCCGAGUGACCAACCACCACCCAGUGUGUUCUUGCGCACCUGGGUACCGCGGAGACCCUUACACUGCGUGCUACGACACGGGCUGCCGAACAGACUCGGAAUGCCCAGCGACAGACAGGUGCUAUAACGGAGAGUGCGUUAACCCGUGCUACGUCAGGAACCCGUGUGCAAUCAGUGCCGAAUGCUUUGCAACCCGCCACGAGGCACAGUGCCGCUGCCCAUCCGGCCUGGAGGGCGACCCGUAUGUAAAAUGCGAGAACCUGAAGUGCCGCGCCGACCACGAGUGCCCAGACGACAGAACUUGCAAAAACGGAUAUUGCGUAGAGGCUUGCCUGUACACCAGCUGUGCCUCGGACGCCACCUGCAGGCCAGAGAACCACCGCGGCGUGUGCGUGUGUCCCCCGGGCUCCAAGGGCGACCCGACGUUCAGAUGCCAAACAGACGAAGGCCCGAUAGAGCCAGCCUGCAAGGCGGACGUAGAUUGCACAAAGGGAAUGGCCUGCAUCAAUAAUCGGUGCCAGGACCUGUGUGCCACCCAGACCUGCGGGGAAAACGCACAGUGCCGCGUGGUGGAGUCUUUGCCCUUCAGGACGAUGGUGUGCGAGUGCUUGCCUGGCUACAAGGGCGACGCCCACACGCAGUGCAGGCGCAUUCCAGAGGACGAGGAUGGUUGUGUGCGAGACAGCGACUGUGGAGAGGAAUUGGCAUGCAUAGAGAGGUCAUGCCGUGACCCCUGUGACUGCGGGGUCAAUGCCCUCUGUACUGUUGUCAACCACAGACCUAUCUGUACCUGUAGUCAGGGCUAUGAGGGUAACCCCCACACUGCUUGUGUUGCCACUGGCUGCACGAGCGACGCCGAGUGCUCCGACGACCGCAAGUGCUACCAAGGCAAUUGCGUGAACCCGUGUCUCGUUGACAACCCCUGCGCGCCCAGGGCCGAGUGCCAGCCCAUCGCCCACGAGGCAAGGUGCUUCUGCCCGUCCGGCACCCGCGGCGACCCCCUGACCCAGUGCGUGGUGAUCGGGUGCAGGGCCAACGGCGACUGCCCCGCCGACCGCAUGUGUCUGAACGGGCGCUGCCUCGACCCCUGCGUGCACAACAACACGUGCGCCCCCAACGCGCAGUGCAGGGGUGUCAACCACGGCGUCGAGUGCCGCUGCCCGCCGGGCCUGGAGGGAAUACCGUCGCUUGCUUGCAGCGAGAAGCAACGGCGGGACUGCCGCUCGGAUUACGACUGCCAGUCAGGUUAUGCUUGCAUGGAGGGCGAGUGUAAGAAGCCAUGCGAAGAGCUGGCUCCGUGCAAGGACCUGACGGUGUGCACCCUGGUCGACACGAGGCCCCUCAGGACCAUGACCUGCACUUGCCCCGAACACAUGGUUGUGUCAGAUCAGGGCCAGUGUGUUGACUUGGACCUCCCAAUAGGCGUCGGUUGCCGUGCUGACAAUGAAUGCCCGAGUGACAACGCCUGCCUCAACACCCAGUGUGUGACCCCCUGCGACUGCGGGCCCAACGCCGAGUGCCACGUCAAGAACCAUCGCCCCAUCUGCACCUGUCUACCUGGAUUCCAGGGCAACCCCAACACCGGAUGCUUCAAGGUGGGAUGCAGUGUGAACGAGGAGUGUCCGCUGGAUAAUAUGUGCUCCAACGGCGUGUGCGUCAACCCGUGUCUGGUGAACGACCCAUGCGACAUCACCGCCGAGUGCUACCCUGAGCAGCACAAUGCCAAGUGUCGCUGUCCAACUGGCCUUGAGGGCGACCCAUACAUCCGCUGCGAAGUGCUGGGCUGCCGCAGCAACUCCGAAUGCCCCACUGAUAAGGCAUGCAUCAACCGGCAGUGUGUGAACCCAUGCCUCUACAGCAACAACUGUGCCCCGAACGCAGAGUGCUACGUCUUCCAGCACACCUCAGGCUGCCGCUGCCCGAAGGACAAGCCCUACGGCGACCCACGGUUCAUGUGUGAGGACAAGUCCAUCCAGGUGGAUGAGCCCAAGCCCGAGUGCCGUGUGGAUGCUGACUGCCCGAGCCAGCGAGCGUGCAUUGACGAGCACUGCAUCAACCCAUGCCAUAUCCUCAAUCCCUGCGAUGACACCGCCCUGUGCGAAGUCGUGGAUUCCGUGCCCGUUCGCACCAUGAUUUGCAUCUGUCCCGAAGGCUUCGUCAUGACAGAUGAAAGCACAUGCAAGCUUGUCGAGAAAGAAGUCAUCCCAGGCUGCCGCGCCGACUCCGAGUGUCCUGUCGAGGAAGCCUGCAUCAACCGCAUGUGCCGCAGCCCGUGCGACUGCGGCCGCAACGCGAUCUGCGAGAUCAUCAAUCACCGGCCCGUGUGCACCUGCCAAGUUGGCUUCCAGGGCAACCCUGACAUCGGUUGCUUCCCAGUCGGCUGCCAGCAAGACGCUGACUGUGAGGAUGACCAAGCCUGCUACGACGGAGUGUGCGCCAACCCAUGCUUGGUCGACGAUCCCUGCUCUAGAAAUGCCGAGUGCUACGCUGCGGAGCACAGAGCACAGUGUCGCUGCCCGUCAGGCCUUCAGGGCGAUGGCUACACUGAGUGUCUGAUCAUCGGCUGCAGGGCUAACUCCGACUGCCCGAGCGACCGCGGCUGCAUCAACAGCCAGUGCGUCGACCCCUGUGUAUACGAAGACCCCUGCUCUCCCUCUGCUGAAUGCGUCAACCACGAGCACGAGGCCCGCUGCCGCUGCCCGCCCGGCACCACAGGCAACCCCAAGGUCCAGUGCACCCCCCUCGUGGAACCCGAGUGCCGCGUCGACGGCGACUGCGAGAGCCAGCUCGCCUGCAUCGACGAGCGCUGUGUCAACCCGUGUGUGGUGCUGGACCCAUGCGACGACACCGCCAUCUGCCAGGUGGUCGACACGCUGCCGGUGAGGACGAUGCUUUGCGUGUGUCCCGACGGCAUGAUCAUCGAGCAGGGCGGCACGUGCGACCUGGCGCCGCCCAUCAAGCCUGGCUGCUCGGCAGACCCAGAGUGCCCCUCCGACAAGGCGUGCUUCAACGGUUUCUGCAAAGACCCCUGCAUGUGCGGCCCCAACGCCGUCUGUGAGAUCGUCGAACACCACCCCGUGUGCUCGUGCAAGCGCGGGUACGAGGGAGACCCGGAGAUCCGCUGCGACGAAAUCAGCUGCUACGGCAACGACGACUGCCCCACGACGCACGCCUGCCGCAACGGGCAGUGCGCCCCCGUGUGCGGCCCCGACAACGAGCCGUGCGGCGAGGAGGCCGUGUGCCAGGGAGUGAACCACGAGGCCGUGUGCUACUGUCCCCCGGGCUCCCGCGGCAACCCGCGCACUCAGUGCAUAGCCAUCGGCUGCGCAUCGAACGACGCCUGCCCCGGAGAUCGCAGCUGCAUCAACCAGCGCUGCGUGAGCCCCUGCAGCCUCGACCCGUGCGAGGAGCCGGCCACCUGUCGCGUGGCCGACCACCGACCCGACUGCCCGUGCCCGCCAGGGUUCAACGGCACCAGAGACAACGGCUGUGAAAAGAUCGUCGUGGGCUGCCGCACCGACGGCGACUGCCCCAGCAAGACAGCCUGCAUCAACGCCGAGUGCAUCGACGUCUGCGGCCUGGAGCCCUGCGGGGAGAACGCCGAGUGCCGAGUGAUCGACACCGUGCCCAUCCGGACCGUGGCGUGCGAGUGCCUGCCGGGUUAUCAGGGCGACGCACUCGAUAAGUGCAUUCCAACGCCCGUGUGUCCGUUCGAAAAGGGCUUCAUCCUGGACGACGACGAUCGCUGCAUCUGCCCGGCGGAGCGAGGCUUCUACGUCGACGAGAACGGCAACUGCGCCCGUUGCCCCGUCGAGCUGGGCUUCGUGCUCACCGAGGACGGCUUGUGCAUCUGCGACCCCGAGAAGGGCUACGUGCUCACCCGCGCCGGCACCUGCGACUGCCCGCUGCCCGCCGAGAAGGACGAGGACGGCGACUGCGUUGUGAGGACGGAGCCGCCGUUCCCCGUCGGCUGCACCAGCGACUCCGACUGCCCGACGGACAAGGCCUGCGAGCAGCGCGUGUGCGUGUCGCCGUGCGCCUACGACCCGUGCGCUAAGUACGCCACCUGCAUCGUCGUGAACCACAAGGCCGUCUGCACCUGCAUCUCGGACUACUCCGGCGACCCCUACCAGAAGGACGAUGGCUGCAAGCCGACCUUCGCGCGCACCGACUUCCCGCGUCCCGACAUGCUGGUCAACUGCCUGGCCGACGGCGUGCAAGUGGACAUCAACGUGGGCGACCCGGGCUUCAACGGCGUCAUGUACGUCAAGGGUUACUCCAAGAACGAGGAGUGUCGUCGCGUUGUCAAGCCGGACGUCGACGUCGGCACGAUCGACUUCAAGGUCAAGUUCAACACGUGCGGACUCAUCCACGAGAACGGACUGGCCCGGUUCAUCCUGGUGCUCCAGAAACAUCCUAAGCUGGUGACGUACAAGGCGCAGGCGUACCACGUCAAGUGCACCUACAACACCGGCGAGAAGACCAUCACCCUGGGCUUCGACGUGUCCAUGCUGACCACCGCGGGCACCAUCGCCAACACGGGUCCUCCGCCGACCUGCGUCAUGAAGAUCACCGACCAGAACGGCGACGACAUCCGCGGCGCCGAGAUCGGAGACCUGCUGAUGCUGCGCGUGCAGGUCGAACCGUCGAACAUCUACGGCGGCUUCGCCCGAAGCUGCGUGGCGCUGACGGCGAACAGCGACGGCGGCGACAACGAGUACAUCGUGACGGACGAGAACGGCUGCGCGACGGACCCGGCCAUCUUCGGCGAGUGGGAGCAGGAGGACGGCGACGAGAAGACGCUGGUGGCGCUCUUCAACGCCUUCAAGUUCCCGUCGUCCAACUCCAUCCGCUUCCAGUGCAACGUGCGCGUGUGCUUCGGCCGCUGCCACCCGGUCAACUGCAACGGCUACGACGCCUUCGGCAAGCGUCGCCGUCGCCAGGCGCUCGAGGAGGACGCCGAGGUGAUCUACCCCAACGAGGCCACGUACGAGGGCCAGCUCAGGGAGAUCACCGUCUUGUCGCCGGCCAUCAUCACCAUCGAGAGCCGCGCCGACAGGCUCACCGCGCCCGAGAAUCCCGAGGCCGUGGGCGUGGAGGAGGUGUGCGUGAGCAAGUGGGGCUUCAUCAUCGCCCUCAUCAUCACGGCGCUGCUGGCGCUCGUGGCGGUGGCCGUGGCGGUGUCGUGCUGGCUCAUGGCGUACCGGCGCAAGCCCAAGCACGCCGGCCCGCUGCCGCAUCCGCCGGAGUUCCCGAACCCGCUGUUCACCACGCCGGAGCCCCUGGCCGAGCCCUCGCCGGACUACUUCUCGUGAGCCCGACAGCGCCGUCACGACCCUGUACUGUGAUUCCUAAAUGAGAGAAACGAAACUCGUCUCCAUCAUGGACAUAUGGAGCGCAUGUGAUGCGACAGUGAACCCAAUCGAGAGAGUUCGAGCAAUACAUUUCCUGCCGGAAAGAAAUGUUCAGUGAACGACGAGAAUUUCGAAGCAAACGAAUAGAAAUAGAAUUUUAUAAUUGUGACUUUUCUUAUGACAUUGUGAAUGUGUGACGUUUAGGCGAAAAGAUGUGACUUUAUAUAUAUAUUUGUAUCUAUAUUGGAGCGAGAGGCGUCGCGUCGAGAGGGACCUCCGCCCGAGUGCCGUGCUCCUCCAAGUCCAACACCUUGUCCUAAGUUCCGCAGAAACCACAGGAGUCGGCCUCGAGGCGGAGUCGACCUCGAGACGCGCACGGAAGUGAAAAGAGGAAGAAGAAAAAGGAUACUAGAGAGACUUCAUUAUCAUGAGAUUUUUUUUUUUCUUUUUAGAAAUGUGUGAAGUAUUCGUUCUUAUAUAUUUUUUUGUACAAAGUCAUUUCACAACGUUCUAUCUGAAAAUAUGCCCCGCUCUGCUACAUUUGCUGACGCGGCGUUUUAUUUUGGGCAUCAUUUCAGCAGAUGGCAUAGCAGUGGCCUGAAUUCCCAGCGUAUUAUUUUUUCUGUAAAAGGAGAGACUUAACUAAACUUCAAACGAUGAUAAUAAAACCCGACACAGUCUUACCAAGAGUUCAGAGGCAUGAUAAUGAUAUCGGCUCCUCAACUCCUCAUUCCAAAGAAUUCCAUUUUUUUUUUUUUUUUUUUUUUUUACCUUAGCUUCAAUUAGCUCUUUCUUUUUUAAUUAAUUAUAUGUAUGAUGAUGUCAAAUAAUCGUAGGUGCUCAUGGACAAGUCGCUGUUAUGUCCAAAUCUCUUCAAGUGUCAAAUGUAAAAUGGUAAGCAAUUCCCUGCCUUAUGCAGUCGGUCUAUAAGACAUAACUUUCCGCCAAUGGAUGGAAAUGGGUCUUAUUGGCCGGGUGCAUACGGACUGGAAUCGCUCAUCGCAUUACAAGUGUAUAAAAAAAAGGCCUGCCAUGGCGGCUACGGGGAGUCAGGGUGAGGUUUUUAAGCAGUCAGUGCUGCUAACAGUAGGUAGACGGAGGUUGUUUAUAUAUAAGAGAUUUUAGCAGACGCACAAAGGUUGAACUCCCCCUAUCUACUUGGCAGAGCCGCAAUUUUAUAAAUGGUUAUGAAAUGUGUUAAGUUAUAUGUGCACGUAGAUGAUAGUAAUCUCAAGUCAAAGAAAAUUCAGUCUUUUUUUUUUUGAGAGACGUCUCGCAAGGUGCCACGUGGCUCUGUCGUGAUGCUGUCUAGAUCCCACUCUCUGAUUGGUUCGUCCGUCGAAAGGCGUGGUCUAGAGAGUGUUACGUCAUCGCUUGGACCUUUUUUUUUACAGUCCUCUCUGUAUUUUUGCCAGGUUUUAAUAGAUGAAAAAUGUAAACGUAUAUCUCGCGACGGAACUGACAGAGAUCCAAAACGACAGUCGCGAUUUCCUCUCUGAAUGCUUCAAUAGUUAUUUUGUAUAUGAUUUAUAAAGAAAAAUGUCUUCCGAAAAAAUAUAUGUGAUAUUUCGACAUGUAUAGUCUUUAGAAGCAGUUGUGUAAUCAAUUUACGUAGUCUAACAACAACGCUGAUUUCAUCAAUAAAAAAAAAUGAAAUUACAUUAAUCGCUCUAACCAAAUAAUGAAGGCAAGCCAAAACUUUAGCGGUGUUUAUUUCCUUGUGGUUCUUGCACAUGCAAGCAAACUGACUUUAACAAAGGCAUAUUUCCACACUUGUUAUGACUACAUUACUGUGAUUUUACGCCUGGGUGCGAUGCUUUAAGGCCAAUAUGCCUUUGUUUGACUCAUUGGGAAUUUUUUUUUAAUUAGUUUCGCAAUUCUAAUUUUUCCUUCUCAAGUUUUCCAAAAUAAAAAAGAAUAAGAUAGGGUGAUGGGUCUCACUCUUCCCUAACUCCUUUGCCCACUGCAGACCAAAGCCAACGUUUUCUUUCAUUCUCUUUUUUUUAUCUGAAACUAAAACAAAUGUGGUGACGGUGCUUUUUACUCUCCUGGAUAGACAUGAGCUGGUCUUUUUUGCGUCGUAGGAAUGGCUUGCCUUUAUUUUUUUUUUCUUUUUACUCCACCUGGUAAUAUUAUUUUAAUAUAACGUUCUUAUGCUUGAAACAACUGUUAAUUUGUCUCACCCAUGUAACAAAGAAUCUGUUACUGAAUAAAGGAUAUGGAAUAAUA
Penaeus monodon (black tiger shrimp) is the source of this 38396-nucleotide messenger RNA. RefSeq lists its product as uncharacterized. The coding region runs from base 132 to 36128 and encodes 11998 amino acids. Gene Ontology annotation, cellular component: nucleus. Gene Ontology annotation, molecular function: zinc ion binding; calcium ion binding. The record is from RefSeq and is a predicted model, not a curated record. The transcript has 72 exons. Lineage: Eukaryota; Metazoa; Arthropoda; Malacostraca; Decapoda; Penaeidae.